This is a messenger RNA of Salmo salar (Atlantic salmon), 2711 nucleotides long. RefSeq names its product TANK-binding kinase 1 (gene tbk1). Gene Ontology annotation, biological process: peptidyl-serine phosphorylation. Gene Ontology annotation, cellular component: cytoplasm. Gene Ontology annotation, molecular function: protein serine/threonine kinase activity; ATP binding. NCBI's taxonomy places the organism in Eukaryota, Metazoa, Chordata, Actinopteri, Salmoniformes, Salmonidae. The record is from RefSeq and is marked provisional.
GAAAGGAUUUUGGGUAUUUUUUUCUGAAGGUGAACCUGAAGCCGGCAUCAUGCAGAGCACAGCCAACUACCUGUGGCUCAUCUCAGACCUGCUGGGCCAGGGAGCUACAGCUAACGUUUACCGUGGCAGACACAAGAAAACGGGGGACCUGUAUGCGGUGAAGGUGUUCAACAAUCUCAGUUUCCUGCGACCGCUCGACGUCCAGAUGAGAGAGUUUGAGGUCCUGAAGAAACUCAACCAUAAGAACAUCGUCAAGCUGUUCGCUGUGGAGGAGGAGUCCAACACGCGGCACAAAGUGCUGGUGAUGGAGUAUUGUCCCUGUGGGAGUCUGUACACGGUGCUGGAGGAGUCUUCUAACGCCUACGGACUCGCUGAGGAUGAGUUCCUUAUCGUGCUGCAGGACGUGGUUGCCGGUAUGAACCAUCUCAGAGAGUACGGUAUCGUUCACCGGGACAUCAAACCGGGAAACAUCAUGCGCGUCAUCGGCGAGGACGGGAGGUCCGUCUACAAGCUGACCGAUUUCGGAGCGGCCAGAGAACUGGAGGACGAUGAGCAGUUUGUUUCUCUUUACGGCACCGAGGAAUACCUGCAUCCUGACAUGUAUGAGCGAGCAGUACUGAGGAAAGAGCACCAGAAGAAGUAUGGCGCGACGGUUGAUCUGUGGAGCAUCGGAGUGACCUUCUUCCACGCUGCCACCGGGUCACUGCCCUUCAGACCCUUCGAAGGACCACGCAGGAACAAGGAAGUCAUGUAUAAAAUCAUCACAGAGAAGCCCUCAGGAACCGUCUCAGGGCAGCAGAAGUUUGAGAACGGGAAGAUUGAGUGGAGCACGGAGAUGCCCGUCUCCUGCAACCUGUCCAAGGGCCUCCAGAGCCUGCUGACCCCAGUCCUAGCCAACAUCUUGGAGGCUGACCAGGAGAAGUGUUGGGGCUUUGACCAGUUCUUCGCUGAGACCAGUGAUAUCCUGCAUCGCACCGUGGUGUUGGUCUUCAGUCUACAGCAGGCUACUCUCCACUACAUCUACAUCCACCAGUACAAUACGGCGACUCUCUUCCAGGAGCUGUUGUCUCGUCGGUGCAGCAUCCCGGUCCACAACCAGGAGCUCCUGUACGAGGGGCGUCGCCUGCAGCUUGAGCCCAACCGCCAAGCCCAGACCUUCCCGAGGACCUCCAGAGACAAUCCCAUCAUGCUGCUGAGCAGAGAGUCCGUGGCGACAGUGGGGCUCAUCUUCGAAGACCCGAGUCCUCCUAAAGUCCAGCCUCGCUACGACCUGGACCUGGAUGCCAGCUAUGCCAAGACGUUUGCAGGAGAUGUGGGCCACCUGUGGAAGACUUCAGACUCCCUGUUGGUUUGCCAGGAGCUGGUCAGGAAGGGAGUCAGGGGACUAAUUGAGUUAAUGAAGGAGGACUACAGCGAGAUGGUACAUAAGAAAUCAGAGAUCAUCCACAUCUGCCACUACUGCACUCAGAUCCUGGAGAGGACAGAGCAGCUGUACGAGGUGUUAAUGCGGGCCAAUAUGUUGUCAUCGUCAGAAUACGAUGAGAUCUCAGACAUGAGGAAGAAAAUAGUCCUGAUCUCCAACUCUUUAGUCCCCAUGGAGCAGAUGAUUCAGGACAUCAAGAGUAAGUUCCUGUCAGGUGGCGUUCUGACGGACAGCUGGACUCAAGCUGGAACUCACCCUGAAGACAGGAAUGUUGAGAGGAUUAAGGUUCUCCUGGACUCCAUUACGGCCAUCUACCACCAGUUUAAGAAGGACAAGGCUGAGAGGCGUCUGCCAUACAACGAGGAACAGAUACACAAAUUUGACAAACAGAAGCUGGUGUUCUAUGCCACCAAAGCCAGGUCUCUGUUUACAGAGGAGUGUGCCAUGAAGUAUCGCCUCUUCAUCUCUAAGAGCGAGGAGUGGAUGAGGAAGGUGCAUCACGUGAGGAAACAGCUGAUUAGUCUAACCAGCCAAUUCAACAGCGUGGAGAAAGAGGUUUCCAUGGUGAUGGAGAGAGUUAUUAAGUUACAGGAGCAGUUACCUGGUAAGGUGCUACCUCUGGCGUCCAGUGGUAUGGUGAAACCUCAAGCCUACCUCAGCCAGAGCACCCUGGUAGAGAUGACCCUGGGGAUGAAGAAGCUGAAGGAAGAGAUGGAGGGGGUAGUGAAGGAGUUGGCUGAGAACAACCACUUCCUGGAGAGGUUUGGCUCUUUGACGUCAUUGGAUGGAGGAAUGAGAAGUGUGGACCGUAUCUGAGACCAUGUGGCCCCUCGCCCCUAAACCCUCAUCCCUAAACCCUCACCCUAAACCCUCACCCCUCAACUCACCCACCCUAAACCCUCACCCCCUGAGUCUCACCCCACCCUAAACCCCCCACCUCAAUCCACUAUCUAGACCAUCGGGUCUCCAGCCUUUUCCUUUUCCUUCAAACAGACCCGUUGUUCUCCUCUCCCUCCAACUCUUCCCCCGGGUCCUCAGUGUACGAGAGACAGUAUAAUACACCAUGUUUUCUGUUGAUAUACCUGGUUAAAACAAUGUUUAAUAAACACUAGGGGGGGGCCCUAUAAAAUCGGAGAUGUUUUUUAUUCUUCUGUUUUCAGUUCUCCUAAAUCGUGUUUUCACGUGUUUAAUUUGAGAUGUAUUUCGUUUUUACUCUCCAAACUGCAUGUUCUGAGUCCAUGUCAAUGUUUAAGUCACGUCAGAAUAAACUAUUUUUUUAGGUUUGGAA